AGGCGCUAACUCUCAUCCUCCUCUCGCAUCCUGUGAGUUGUGAGUGAGUGAGUGAGUCGAAAAGGGGUAGGUGGUUUUCCCCUUUCCAUCCUCCCACAUUUCUUACCCCAAAAUCAAAUACGAAUACUAGGGUUUGUUAACGCUCGUACGGAUCAAUACAAUUCACGGAUCACAGAUCAUAGCUCUCGCCGCCGCUUUUGUUUCGCGCUAUUCUUCAAUCUAGGAAAGCUUCUGUAAAAUGGAUAGUCUUUGGCAAUUGGGAGAUGAGUUCCGCGGACAGUCCAAGGUCUCAGAGGAUCACCAAUGGUCUGUUAUUACUUCUAAACUGGCAGAGAUGACCAGAUCAAAGGGUGAGCGUAUCAACAACUUUGAUCACCCAAGGAACAUCAUUGAGACCAAACCAUGGGAGAAGUUGGGGCUCCAAGAAGAUGGUAACUUUGAAAACCUGAGUCUUGGUCUGAUGAACAUGGAUCUGAAGUUGAACGAGGCUGCAACAAAGGUUUCGUUGAGAAAUAGUGCGUACAACUUGAAUUCUAUGUACCAAAAACCCAAUGUUAACUAUGCAAACAACUUUAAAAUGAAUAUUGGAAUCACGAAGUACGCAAAUAGCAUUUUAGUCAAGGACACCAGCAAUAAUAACAACAUCAGUGCCAACAACAACAACAAUAACAACAACAGUGGUGGUAGCAAUAACAACAGUAAUAACAAUAUUGUUGACAAGCGUUUUAAGACUUUGCCAUCAACUGAGAUGCUUCCUAGGAAUGAGAUUCUUGGAGGAUAUAUUUUUGUUUGCAACAAUGAUACCAUGCAAGAAGAUCUAAAGAGGCAGCUGUUUGGUUUGCCUCCAAGGUACCGUGACUCUGUCCGUGCAAUUACUCCAGGAUUACCUCUUUUCCUGUACAACUACACAACUCAUCAGCUUCAUGGAAUUUUCGAUGCUGCAAGUUUUGGGGGUUCUAACAUAGAUCCAACUGCCUGGGAAGAUAAGAAGUGUAAAGGGGAGUCUAGGUUUCCUGCGCAGGUCAGGAUUCGUGUUAGAAAGCUCUGUAAGCCCCUUGAAGAAGAUGCUUUUAGGCCUGUUCUGCAUCAUUAUGAUGGCCCCAAAUUUCGGCUUGAACUCUCAAUUGCAGAGACCUUGGCCUUGUUAGAUUUGUGCGAGAAGGAAGGCAUUUGAUGUUUUUUAGAAUGUUUUAGUUAUUAAAAAAGAAGGAAAAAAAAAAACUUUUGAUUUUCAUGAAUCCAAAUUCAGGUAAAAGCGCAAGCUUUGAAAGCCUUUUGGUUGAUUUGUGAUAUUGUGUGUGGAGGGGCCUUUUGUUCUGGAGUCUGCCUGGGGUAUAUGAAGCGACAAUAAACCUCGAGCUUGACAUCCAAAUACAAUUGCCUUUGGUAAGAUGCGUGUUAAUGUAUCAAAUUGUAUGAAGGAAAAUGAAGAACUUGAUUUGCUGUGUUGGUCAUUAUGCUCUGCAAUAAGACAGUAUUAAACUUCUGAAACUGUUAGUUAAUUGUAAUUUGCUUUUAGCUA
Phalaenopsis equestris is the source of this 1522-nucleotide messenger RNA. RefSeq names its product B2 protein. Gene Ontology annotation, biological process: response to endoplasmic reticulum stress. NCBI's taxonomy places the organism in Eukaryota, Viridiplantae, Streptophyta, Magnoliopsida, Asparagales, Orchidaceae. The record is from RefSeq and is a predicted model, not a curated record. The coding region runs from base 239 to 1174 and encodes 311 amino acids. The transcript has 6 exons.